CUUUAUCCGCCACCCAAACCCGGCGAACCGCCCGCCCCGCCGCGCCAGCCAAUCCCCACCUCAAAUAACCCCCGUCGACCGCGGCCGCGGCCCCACCCGCCCGCCGAGGGGAAAUAAUAACAAACAAAGCGCGCACAUCCACACGCCACUGCCGCACGAAUCGAGCCGCCGAAAAGGCGCAGGCGAAGCCAGCGGGGAGAGAAAACGGGCGGGAUCCCCACCGCCUCGCGCGCAGCGGCGGCGGCGGCGGCAAUGGAGGUCACCUCCUCCCCCUCGCCUUCCGCGCCGCCGCCGGCCUCCUCGAAGCCGGCGCUCCAGCUCAACCCCGCGGCCGUCCUCCUCCGCCGCCUGCCGACCCCGACCCCAACAGCGGCGACGCCCGUCACCGCGACGGCGCCCCCCGCGCGGCCCGCCACCGCGUCCAACCCGCUCGCGGCCUUGCUCGUCCCCUUCUGGCGCGGGCUGCGGCGAGCGCCGAAACAGCCGGUCCACCCCGCCUCCGCCGCCGCGGCGCGGAGGGCGGCGGAGCAGCAGGAGGCGGAGGCCGAGGCGGAGGCGCGGCAGCUGGUGGGGUGCGCGGUGCCGCUGUUCCGGCCGUACGUGGCACAGCUGCCGUGGCACGGCGGCGCGCGGGCGUGGCUGUCGAAGCUGUUCCCGCGCUACGGCCACUACUGCGGGCCCAACUGGUCCAGCGGCAAGGAGGCCGGCUCCGUGCUCUGGGACCGCCGCCCCGUCGACCACCUCGACUUCUGCUGCUACUGCCACGACAUGGCCUACGACACCCACGACCAGGCCCAGCUCCUCCGCGCCGACCUCGCCUUCCUCCGCUGCCUCGAGGGCAGUCGGCACACGCCCGCGCGCGACGGCAUCGCCGCCGCAGCCAUCUACCGCGCCAUGUGCAUCUUCGGACUGAAGACGAUCCUGAUCCCGUACCGGACGAACCUCGUGCGGCUGCAGACGGGGCCCAACUACGCGGAUUUCUUCGCCGAUUUCGUGAAGAGGGUCGCGUCGUCGUCGGGCAGGCCGACCGGCGGCGAGAAGCAGAGGCUGUGAACGAAUUUGCUCGCCUCGUCCUACAUGUAAAGGUGGUAGAUCGAGCCGAAUUGGUUGGGGCCUUGGGGGGAUGAGAUCGUAGUGAUUGUCUAUAUAGGUAGCUUGAGUUUUUUUUUAAUCCAGAUAUGGCCAGGGAAAUUGAGUCUUCCUGUGUGUGUGUGUCUAAUUGGGUAAUUGUAGCAACUGAUUCGAAAUUUAAACUUUGGGGUUUCUACUGUGAAUAUAGCAAAUGUCUAAUUGGGUAA
Molecule: messenger RNA, 1298 nt
Organism: Zea mays
Lineage: Eukaryota; Viridiplantae; Streptophyta; Magnoliopsida; Poales; Poaceae
Exons: 2
Coding region: 253-1053 (266 amino acids)
Biological process (GO): phospholipid metabolic process; arachidonate secretion
Molecular function (GO): A2-type glycerophospholipase activity
Source: RefSeq, marked provisional